Lathyrus sativus (Indian pea) is the source of this 1542-nucleotide messenger RNA. The record is from the annotation of a GenBank genome assembly. NCBI's taxonomy places the organism in Eukaryota, Viridiplantae, Streptophyta, Magnoliopsida, Fabales, Fabaceae.
AUGGAGGGCUCUACAGAGGAUCUAGGAGCCCCGGAGUCAUGGGAAGUUGCCGAUUUGGACGACUCCAUGAACCGCUUGAACCUUUUGAUAUCCUCUAACAAAGAUUCCAAGCCUCACGACCACACCGACGGUGCUUCGCCGCAUCUUCCUUCGUCUUCUUCUUCCACCACUGGGGACAAGGUCUUCGAUGAUGCCGUCAAUCAGGUUGAUCAGUUCCUUCGUGAAGCAAUUCAAAACCCUCGUGAACGUCUUUCAGUUUUACGGAUGGAGCAAGAUGUACUAAAUUUUAUUCAAGAUCCUAAUCAACAGCAGAUUGAGUUUAAUCAGCUUCCAACAUCCUAUUUGAGGUUGGCUGCACACCGGGUGGCUCAGCAUUAUUCAUUGCAGUCAAUGGUUUUACUGGAUAAUAAUAGUUUACCGGAUGGUUCUGGGUCAAGAAUUAUUGUUCGCAAAACUGCUGAAUGUAAGCGUCCUAUUAUUCGCCUUGCGGACAUCCCAGUGAAAUUGCCAUCAGAAAACAAUGCUGUAAUGAAGGUUGCAAUCAAAUCGAGGCCACAGAAACAAACGCAUGUUCUUAACAAUGCAAAUUCGAACUCAGGGAAAAAAAACAACUCUAAAAGUGUGGAAGAGAGAAAAGAGGAGUAUAAUAGGGCUCGUGCUAGGAUCUUUAGCUCAAGUAAUAAUGGUGGUACAGUGGUUGGGAAGCCAGAAUGUGAGACGAGGCAGCUGGAUAACUCAUUGCACGGUUCCUCUGGGUUUACUCGCGGGGAAGAUAGAAAUGCUUCUGUAUCUGAUAUUAGUUCCAGUAGGGGGGUGGUUGGUUCUUCAACUAAUACUGGUAGGGGGCUGGUUGAGUCUUCAACAUAUACCAGUAGGGGGCUUGUUGAAUCUUCAACUAAUACCAGUAGGGGGCUUGUUGAAUCUUCAACUAAUACCAGUAGGGGUCUGGUUGAUUCUUCAACUAAUACCAGUAAGGCUAGAAGUAGGACAGAAAAGGAGCCAGUCGGUAGGUACAGGCAAAGUAACAGGGUGGCCAUAUUCCGGGACCGUGAAAUUGACCGCAAGGAUCCUGAUUACGACAGAAGCUAUGAUAGGUAUAUGCAAAGAUUUGAUCCUGGGUUUGGAUUCAAUGGAGGAUCAUACCCAAUGCAGCCGAUGUAUGCACCAGUAUUGAAUUACAACACUGAGUUUCCACAACUUGGAUCCCCUCAUGUCCCCCAACGAUCUGCUGAACACCAACCACGGCCUCUUCCGCAGCAUAUAUCUGGGCAGCAUAUGUCAGGGCAGCAUAUAUCAGGAACUUGGGUUGCACAAUCAACACCUGCUGGAAUUGGAUAUGGACAUCCAGAGACCAUGAUGUCACCAUUUAAUCAUAAUCAAGUUGGUGCACACUCUUCAUCAACCAUGUACUUGCAUUCACCUCAGUAUCCCUGUCAGCAUCCUGGAAUGCCUUUUAUCCAUCCCGAACAUAUUCACCAGCCCUUUGCACAGUCUCAUCAACCACCACCUGAAGCAAAUUUUGGAUUGGCCCGGCCCCGAUGA